Coregonus sp. 'balchen' is the source of this 1640-nucleotide messenger RNA. NCBI's taxonomy places the organism in Eukaryota, Metazoa, Chordata, Actinopteri, Salmoniformes, Salmonidae. The record is from the annotation of a GenBank genome assembly.
AUGAAUGUCCAGUUUGCACAAAGAAAUCCUCCCUGCAACCUGGUUUUAAAGAACCUGUGUGAGACUUUCUUACAGGAGAGGAGUCAGAGACCUUCAGCGGGGUCUGAGGUACAGGAGAGGAGUCAGAGAGAUUCGGCAGGGUCUGAGGUACAGGAGAGGAGUCAGAGAGCUUCAGCAGGGUCUGAGGUACAGGAGAGGAGUCAGAGAGCUUCAGCAGGGUUCUGAGGGUACAGGAGAGGAGUCAGAGAGCUUCAGCAGGGUCUGAGGUACAGGAGAGGAGUCAGAGAGAUUCAGCAGGGUCUGAGGUACAGGAGAGGAGUCAGAGAGAUUCAGCAGGGUCUGAGGUACAGGAGAGGAGUCAGAGACCUUCAGCAGGGUCUGAGGUACAGGAGAGGAGUCAGAGAGCUUCGGCAGGGUCUGAGGUACAGGAGAGGAGUCAGAGAGCUUCAGCAGGGUCUGAGGUACAGGAGAGGAGUCAGAGAGCUUCAGCAGGGUCUGAGGUACAGGAGAGGAGUCAGAGAGAUUCGGCAGGGUCUGAGGUACAGGAGAGGAGUCAGAGAGAUUCAGCAGGGUCUGAGGUACAGGAGAGGAGUCAGAGAGCUUCAGCAGGGUCUGAGGUACAGGAGAGGAGUCAGAGAGCUUCAGCAGGGUCUGAGGUACAGGAGAGGAGUCAGAGAGCUUCGGCAGGGUCUGAGGUACAGGAGAGGAGUCAGAGAGCUUCGGCAGGGUCUGAGGUACAGGAGAGGAGUCAGAGAGAUUCAGCAGGGUCUGAGGUACAGGAGAGGAGUCAGAGAGAUUCGGCAGGGUCUGAGGUACAGGAGAGGAGUCAGAGAGAUUCAGCAGGGUCUGAGGUACAGGAGAGGAGUCAGAGAGCUUCAGCAGGGUCUGAGGUACAGGAGAGGAGUCAGAGAGCUUCGACAGGGUCUGAGGUACAGGAGAGGAGUCAGAGACCUUCGGCAGGGUCUGAGGUACAGGAGAGGAGUCAGAGAGCUUCGGCAGGGUCUGAGAUGCUCUGCAGUCUGCACGGUGAGAAAAUCAAGCUCUUCUGUCUGGAGGAUAAACAGCCUGUCUGUCUGAUUUGUCAAACAUCCAAAAAGCACAAGAGUCAUGGCUGCUGUCCGAUAGAUGAGGCUGCUCAGGACCAUCAGAAGGAACUGCUUCUACAUCUGCAUUGCUUGCUGUUUGGGGUUUUAGGCUGGGUUUCUGUAUAGCACUUUGUGACAUCUGCUGAUGUAAAAAGGGCUUUAUAAAUAAGAUUUGAUUGAUUGAACUGCAGACUGUCCUGAAGCCUUUACAAGAGAAGCUGGAGGUCUUUAAUACAGUUAAACUAAUCUGUGAUCAAACAGCUGAGCACAUUAAGAGCCAGGCCCAGCACACAAGAGAGGCAGAUUAAGGAGGAGUUUAAGAAGCUUCAUCCGUUUCUACAAGAGGAAGAGGAGGCCAGGAUAACUGCACUGAGGGAGGAAGAGGAGCAGAAGAGUCAGAUGAUGAAGAAGAUUGAGGAGAAGAUCAGAGAGAUGUCAUCACUUCCAGAUACUAUCACAGCCAUAGAGGAUGAGCUGAGAGAUGAAGACAUCUCAGUCCUGCUGAACUACAAGGCCACAAAGGACAGAGACCAGAAGACAUCUCAGUCCUGCUGA